Messenger RNA from Pomacea canaliculata, 7024 nucleotides. Its product is annotated as adhesion G-protein coupled receptor G6-like. Gene Ontology annotation, molecular function: G protein-coupled receptor activity; protein binding. The transcript has 29 exons. The coding region runs from base 376 to 4326 and encodes 1316 amino acids. Gene Ontology annotation, cellular component: membrane. NCBI's taxonomy places the organism in Eukaryota, Metazoa, Mollusca, Gastropoda, Architaenioglossa, Ampullariidae. Gene Ontology annotation, biological process: cell surface receptor signaling pathway; G protein-coupled receptor signaling pathway. The record is from RefSeq and is a predicted model, not a curated record.
GGAAGCUUUGUAUACACCAGCCUCGUUUUAGUACUUAACUGGAAAAUCGUCUGCCAGCAGUCCGGUGACACAAGUUCGUGGUUCAAGCAAGUCUUCUGGCGCGACCGUUUGGCGUAGCGACAAGCCCUUGCUUUGCCGAUCCGACUUCUGAUUGGUCCGACACUUCACGGCGUGACUGCUGAUUGGUCGUUCACUUGUGUGACGUAAUCGCAGAGGCCUGCGAGCAGGGAAUUCCGACCGUUGGUGUGUGCAAUUGUCUCCACUGAAGGUUGUUGUUACAGUCAUGACGUAAGAAGUUCACACACGCUGCCGGUGCCAGGCCACGUGCUGAGGUCAGCCUCCAUCCAGAGUCCUGCUUGUCACGCUGCGGCAGUGAUGACAAUGGCGACGGAGUUGGCGAGAUGUCGGUCUGCAAGGCGAGACUGUAGAAUGUUCUGGAGUGUCAAAAUGUUGUUGGCCAUCGUGUGGUGCUGUCUGCAGUUCUCGGGGUUCGCUGGAUGCGACAUCGUGUGUGUGGCGGACCAGGACAGGGCGGAGGUGUGUCGCUGUCCUCUGUACGGACAAAUACAUUUUGAGUGUGUGGAGAAAAACCUGACGAGGAUACCGACUGGUCUUCCAGCCACACUCACGCAUCUGGACCUCAGCUACAACCACAUCACCACCGUCAAAAAGGGCGACUUCUCCGGCCUGGAAGGUCUCCAGAUAUUACGUCUGCGGCGAAACAAAAUUUCAAGCAUCGACAGAGGUGUGUUUGAGAACUUGUACAGCCUGCAGGAGAUAGACCUCUCAGGCAACCAACUUGUUCACAUUCUGAGCGCGUGGUUCCAGCACUUGCCGUCCAUUAAACUGAUAAAUGUUUCAAACAAUCAGAUACGUAUCAUCGAGAAGAAGGCUUUCCUGACCUUACCAGCCUCUCAAUACCCAGUCACUGUAGACCUGGAGGGUAAUGACAUCGCCUGCAACUGCAACAUCCGGGCAUUAAAAAAGUGGAUCGCGAAUAUUCCGAAAGAUGUUUCCAGCGUUAGUCUUGUUAAUCUACAAUGUAGCAACAGAAAAAAGGACCUCAAAGAUAUGACUGAUUCCGAUUUCCCCAACUGUGUCGGCUCGGAACUGUCAGUGUCAGAAUCAAGAGGCAGAUGCUCGACAUGCUCCGCUGCCUCCACGCAUUCCUCCUGUGACGUCACGCUAAGCUCGUGCGAUGCUCGUGAGCCCUGGUGUUUCAGCAGCGUUACCUAUAGCAACGGGUCUCUGAGCAUACAGAAGGGCUGCACCAACAUGCGGGACUGCUUGAAGGCCGAGCGCAACAACAGUCGCUGGUGUAGCACAUCCGGGUCACAAGGUCGAGGCUACAUGAAGUGUGUCUUCUGCUGUUCCGGCGACCUCUGUAACCAUGACGACCAGGCAGGCCGGACUCGGUCUCUCGUGUCCUUCCUCACCCUGUUGCUGAGCAAACCCUUCCAGCGAUACAUGAUGGAGUCCUUCUCCACACAGAGGAAUAUCGAGAAGGCUUUCUGGACAGAGCAGGUCAGUAAACUGCUGGAAAACCUCCCAGGAAUCCCCGUGAUAAACACCGAGGUUGACUUCCUGUCGUUCAGUAACGAGUCGUCAAAGCUGCGGGUUGAUUUCCUGUUGCGUCAGACGUUCGUGAGUGACGUCAACUCCAGCACCGUUUUAACUGCCGUCUUCAGGAAGGUUCAGGCCAGUGACGUCACGGGCUUCUUGAAAAACCAGAGUCUGUCCCGCAUUUACGUGGGUUCGGAGCUCAAUUCUUCGGUUCUGUGUCCGGCGGAAAUCAACUCGUUUUUGGGUCACGAGUUGCUGUGGCCAGAGACAGACCAGGACGUCACCGUCCGCCUCCCCUGCAAUUCCCCGGAUGAAGAUUCUUCCGCAAACAGCUUCGCUACACGGAGAUGUGUGAUGGGAAACUACGGCAUUGCCAGAUGGGGUGAGCUCCAGCUUCAGAACUGUAGGAUGAUCAGGCCAGGAGAACUGAGAAAACUGGAGAAUGUGAAGAUCAACUCAGACACGGUCCAUGGCCUGCUGGAGCAGCUGGAUGAGGUCACGAGAGGUCAGGGGAACAUGACGUCACAGGAGCUGGUGCUGGUGGUGAACACACUGGAGAACAGCCUGGCGGAGGGCAGCGCCCUGACGGUCAACACCAGCGUUCAGGCUGUGGUCAACGUCCUCAGCACUCUCCUCACGGUGGAUGAGUCGCAGCUGCAGCUUGCCCAGGAGGAAUCCAAAAUUCCCGAAAGGAUCCUGAAGGCCGUGGAGGAGAUCGGUGCCAGCGCGCCCCUGACGGACGGGUCACUAAAGGUCACGACCCCUAACCUGAUCGUCCUGGCAACGCUCGCUGAGCCUGCAAUGUUCCCUGGCCUCGCUCUGGUGGCAGAGAGAGAUUCCGACAAUCAGUUUCAAGACGACAAGGUGUUUCUGACAGACAGCACCGUGUCUACACCUCAGUCGACUAACAAGGUCUACCUCCCGCCUAGUCUGCUGAGUUCCGUGAACAGCACUAGCCGCAUAGCACUGUCACUCUUCAGCUCUCCAGUCCUGUUCCAGGCAGUGGAAAAGAGCGGGAAGCAUGACAACAUGUCGAGCUGGACAUCCAACGCUCACAUCAACAGUAUUGUCAUGGCCGCGAGCGUUGUCAACACCUCCAUAACGGACUUGACUGAGCCGUUACACCUCACCUUCACUCACAUCAACAAUUGGUCGGGUAACCGGAACUGCGUGUUCUGGCAAGCAGACGACAAGAGCGGGGAGUGGUCAUCGAGGGGCUGCAAAGUCCUCACGGAUCUCAGCUCCGACAACUACACCACCUGCGCCUGCGACCACAUGACCAACUUCGCGCUGCUGAUGGAUGUUUACAGCACCGGAAGUCAUCUGAGUGCAGCCGAUAAGAAGGCCUUGUCUGUCAUUUCCUACGCUGGCUGUGGGAUUUCUCUGCUGGCACUCACUCUCACCUUGCUGACCUACCUUCUGUUCCGUCCCUUGGCGUCACGAGGCGGCAGCAGUGAGUCGGGGUCAGAGGGCGACUACAGCGGGAAGCUGAGGCGAGACAACCCAUCCCGGAUCCUGAUCAACCUGUGUGCAGCCCUGCUGCUGUCCAACCUGGUGUUUGUGGCGGGUAUGCAGGACUACACUUACAGCAACGAGGUGGCCUGUAAAGCGGUGGCAGCCAUUCUGCACUUCGCGUUGCUGGCUGGGAUUUGCUGGAUGGCCGUGGAGGCCUUCUACAUGUACCUGGCCCUCGUCCGCGUCUUCAAGACCUACUUCACCUGCUUUCUGCUCAAGUGCUGCCUCGUCGGAUGGGGCAUCCCUCUGGUCAUCGUGAUGCUAACACUGAUCGUGAACAAGUCCGACAACUACGCCCGACUAGACAGUGGCAUUUGCUGGCUCCAGGGUAUCGCCUUCCAUGUGGCCUUCGUGGCCCCCGUGUGUGUCGUCAUGGCCAUCAACUUCACGGCCUUUGCCCUCGUCGUCUGGCAGCUGAUGGGUGUGGCCCAACGAGCUCUGACCAAGUCCGACUCCUUCUCCACGAUCCAGCGCUUGCGUGGUGCGGUGGGUGUGGUCAUCCUGCUGGGCCUCACCUGGAUCUUCGCCAUCUUUGCCAUCGACCUGGCCAGCGUUCCCUUCUACUACCUGUUCGCCAUUUUCAAUUCCCUGCAGGGAUUGUUCAUUUUCGUCUUCUACUGCGUCCUCAAGCGCGACGCCAGACAGGCGUGGAAACGGAAGCUGCCUUGCUUACCGGAAGAGGAAGAGUCCGUUUCUAGCAGGGGUGAAAAAACGAAAGCUGGCUACACUGCAGUUAAGUUACUUACCCGCGAGCUUGCUGAUAAUGUUGUGCUUGGCGCUGAUGUUGCAGCAGCACAGACGGGGACAAGCAGUAGGAGCUAUAGCAGGGAUGCCGUCGCCACCACCUACGUCAACUCUACGUCCUCCGCCAAAGACAGCGACAGAGACGCGAAGAUUACAUCACGGGCAAAAAAUGAGAGCACAAGCUCUUUGCUUGAGGAGAAUUCGGACGAGGCAUCACAUGAAAAGGACAGAAAUGUCUCCCGAAGAAAACUGGAGGAAGCCUCUAAUGCAGCGUCGGUGCCGCCAACGAAAGGAGCGCACUCUCUAUCUGGUACAGAGGAAAAACGUGAACUCACUGCUGUGUCACCGAUCCACAGAAGCCCUGGCGGAAGCAACAGCACUCACAUAUGUGGGAACACGCUGACGGACAAGGAAAAGGAUACUAGUGACAGGACUGCAACGUGUACUGGAAGUAUCGUCUCUCACCCGGACCAGACGCCCGAAAGGGAAUGUUCAAGAUUGUGAAUCACACUCACAAAAAAAAAAUAGUUUACACGACGUGCAAUCCUGUUCGCAGCGUAUCUAGCCAAACGUGAAAACAAGUUUCUGUAUUGCAGCAUUGACAGUCUCACAAUACAGAUGCCAGUGUCGUACUUAAGUAUGAUCCACACAUCUGUUGGACGCAAGCGAAAAGUUGGGGUUUCUUCUUUUCUUUUUGAAGAAAAAAAGUCAUGAUGUUCAAUUCUGCACGACCAUUCAAGAAACACUGUAAAGACUGCAGCCUUUGAAAACGAUGUGCUCUUACUCGUUUGAAUAUUACACUGUGCGUUGAACAAACUUCUUUCAAAACGAUUUGUUACCCUCUGUGCUAAGGUUUUCAAAUACACAACCGGAUCGACAACGUGUAAAUGGGAAGCACGCACAGUACUGCGUUUUUUUAAUGCGAAGGAAGAUGAGAGCAAUGGGAGACAUCUUUGACAGGGGCGACUACUCGGCCACACAGACCAAACAGUUGUCUGCCCCUGUCAGACAUUACACUUCUCUGUAGAUCUCGAUUGAUCAGAGACCAUGAGUUAAACUUGAAUGCAGUGGCAAUGUUUAAUAUACCUUUGACAUUAUUACAUUUAUAUUAUUUUACUCUCAUGUUCGCAAUCCAAAUUUUAGAUCAAAGUCUCAUGUGUGUCCUUACAGUAUUCAAUUGUUUCUCACUGGGCGAGAUUUUUAAGCCUCUACCUUGAAAGAAAUAAAGUUCUGAACAUUGGCAGCGGCAAAGCAGAGAUCUGCAAUAACAGGGCACAGCUCCAAGAGGUCAGCAGCUUCGAGUUCUUGGGACCCGCCCUCUCCAAGGGUGGCAGCUCCACGCCAGGUGUCAUCAGGAUAGCAACAGCGGCGAUGGCUAGACUGGAUGUGAUCUUGAAUAGCCAUAAGAUAAGGUUCAUUACCAAGUACAAGCUGUACAAAUCCCUGGUAGUGCCGAUCCUGCUCUACGGAUGUGACACGUGGACCCUGCUCGCCGAGACGGAAAGGAGAAUCCAGAGGAGGCUGCACCGCAUCUCAUUCGAAGAACAUAGAACCAGCCACUUUGUACGAAACAAGGUGGCCACACUCGUAGGACACCGGGAUCCUCUACUAGCAACAAUCAAGCAACGUAAGCUGCUCUUCGGCUAUGUGACCCGGCACGACACCUUGUCGAGGGUAUAGUCGACACCGCGGUGGCCAUAUAGAGGAAUAAAUAGCUUACGUACGUCAAAGACUGGACUGGUCGUCCUGUACAGGACCUGCUGACUAUCGCCCAAGUGGCAGGCCCUGUCAGCUGCCUCGUCUAUCAAUGUGCUCCCACCCCCUCACCUAGCGACAGGUGCCGGUCAAGGGACGACUGAUCUUUAUUUUUUUGUUAAAUAAAAACUAUAGGGACCGACUAUUUAGAUCGUUACUGCAAGGCAUAAUAUGACAUCUUUCACUGUAUUCUGAUCUUUACAUCACGGAUACUCUUUAACUAAUGUCUUUGAAUCAUAUGCUCCCAUUGUCAUAAUGGUGCAACAUUGUACUCUGAUGCAUGGUAGAGUUGUUGCAACAACUAAAACCACUGCUGUUUUUCCUCCUGCUACUAUGCAGUCUGGCAGGGAAAAGAAAAUUGUGUGAACUGUCACCAAGUCUGUGUAGAGCAUUUGGAUUGUGCCUCUAGCACUAUGGCACCUACAUACAGAUGCGGACUAGCUGCUGACUCAGGCAUAAACAUCGGCAAUAGCAACAAAGCAAGCUGCUGUUUUUUAACCAGCUGAUGCCAGACCAAAUAUUGCUUUGGGAGGCCUAUGGAUACUUUGAGGCUAGUGAUGUAUGUGGUGCGAGGAAGUUAUGAUUUAACAUAGCUAAUAACUAGUUGCAACUCACAACCCUAAUGCUGAUUCCAUUCAUUUUAAUUGUAUGCUAUGGCAUCUAUAUGCUUACCAGAGCACAAUUGUAGUCUGCUGAUUCUACCAGUGAUAACUAUUUCCACUUCCUAAUGUGCCAACAAAACUACCACCACAAUCAUCAUAACUGCUACCUUGAUGAUAGUGGAUUCUGCUGUCUUAGUUCUUUCAUCUACAACAAUUGGCAGAUGUAUUUUCAUUUUAAAUAUACUUUGAAAGUGAGUAAAUGUAACAUUAUGGUGAUAGGUGUGUAUGUGUAUGCAUAAUGCUAUCUUUUAUUUGUGCAUGAGUGUUUUUAUAUCAGUAGUUUGAUUAGGAGCUUAACAGUGAACAACUGCUUGUCCUUCAAUCAUAAAUUCAUGACACAUCUUAAAAAUACCCACUCGCUCUCACGCACCCACACACAUGUAUAUAGACUGAUAAACAGUGAUAUCUGUCAUGUGUGGGAUGCAUAAACAGGAUCUGUGGAUGGCUCAGAUUUUUAUGUUUAGCAAGGACUGAAAAUGAAACAACAGGUGAACCACUAAGAGCAACAUGAAACAAAUACAAUUUUUUCUACCUUUUUCUUAUGUUCAUUCAUUAAAGUUCUUUUUAAGGUAGAUGUGUCGGCUAUAAUAGUCCUGGAAUGAGGACGCACGAAGUGUCGUGUAACGAAACAACUUGGUAAGGUAACAACAGUUCAUGCACAUGUUUGGGUCACUGCAUUACUCUGUCACAUUUAAUCAGGUACAGUUAACAUGUUCAGAGACAGUACCUGAUUUAAUGAAUAAUAUUAAUGUGACAUAGUGCAUAAAUAUAGUGCAGAGUCAUGU